Molecule: messenger RNA, 2217 nt
Organism: Elephantulus edwardii (Cape elephant shrew)
Lineage: Eukaryota; Metazoa; Chordata; Mammalia; Macroscelidea; Macroscelididae
Gene: IL13RA1
Product: interleukin 13 receptor, alpha 1
Exons: 16
Coding region: 1-2217 (738 amino acids)
Biological process (GO): cytokine-mediated signaling pathway
Cellular component (GO): membrane; external side of plasma membrane
Molecular function (GO): cytokine receptor activity; protein binding
Source: RefSeq, a predicted model, not a curated record
AUGCUUGCUGGGCUGGUGGUAGUGAUUACAGCACCACAAGAAGAAGCCAAAGGAGUGAAGUUGGCCAAGAAGUUGGCCAUCCACAAGCAACUUCGGGAAUGCGACGAGGGGCUCUGCUGUGAGUGGGACAUGGCUGAAUGGCAGUGUGUUGAUUCUGGCUGGUUCUCAAACAUGCCGCUUGCAUGCUUCUCACUUCACCAAACCCGAUCCUGCCAAGUCCCCUGUGAGGUCCCCUGUGAGGGUCGAGCAUUCAGAACCUCCGAGGCCCCACAAGCCUGCAUGCAGCAGCGACGACGCCCUGACGCUGGCUCCACCGCGCGGAGAGCGGGGAUUGAGGCUGGCAGAGGGCUGGGCCGCGAAGUUUUGGAGGAAGUGCCAAGAGCCCAGAGGGAGGGCUGCCGAGGGCCAGUGACGGCCAGCAACAAAGCGGCGAGGCCAGGUGCCACCCGCAAGCCGCGCGCCCCGCCCGCCAGACAGUGCCUGCCGGCCGGGUUACCUGCGGCCGGGGGGCGGGGCGGCUUCCCGUCUGCGCCGGCCCCCAGGCUCCCGGGCGGCGGCGCCGGGAAGUGGGAGCUGGAGCGCUGGAGGCGGGGACUGGUUGCCGAGGCUCCAGCCCAGCUGGGCUUUGAGGCGAGGGGCGCAUGGAGCGGCUGGCGCGGCUCUGUGGGCUGUGGGCGCUGCUGCUAUGCGCCUCCGGCGGCGGCGGCAGCGGCGCGGCGCCCACCGGUGAGUGCGGCUCUCGGGCUCGCGGUGGCCACGGGACUGGGCUGCCGGGAGUGGGGGGGCGCCUCGGCGGAGAGGCCGGCGCAGAGGCGGCGGCGGCGGCGGCGGAGGAUUCGCCUCCGCCUUUCCCUUGCAUUGGGAAGAGUUGAAGAGCCCAGCACUGGGGCGCGGGACGGAAACAAGCCCGCAGUGUCGGAGAGCCAGCUGGUCUGGACUCAGAAUGUCACCUCAGAGCCCAGGGGCAAGGAGCUAAGAGGCUCAGGCUUCACUGGUCUUAGAACUGGAUUAGGAAACCCGGAGCAGCAUCCAGGAGAAGAUCAGCCACCUGUGACCAAUUUGAGUGUUUCCAUUAAAAACCUCUGCACAAUAAUAUGGACAUGGAAUCCUCCUGAAGGAGCAAGCCCAAAUUGCAGUCUGUGGUAUUUCAGUCAUUUUGACAACAAAAAGGAUACGAAAAUUGCUCCAGAAACUCAUCGUUCCAAAGAGGUGCCCUUGAAUGAGAGGAUCUGUCUCCAAGUAGGGACCCAAUGCAGCACCAAUGAGAGCGACCAGCCUAAGUUUUUGGUGGAAAAGUGCAUCUCACCCCCUGAAGGUGAUCCGGAGUCUGCUGUGACAGAGCUGCAAUGCAUUUGGCACAAUCUGAAUUACAUGAAGUGUUCUUGGCUCCCUGGAAAUAAUACAAGUCCUGAUACUAAUUAUAUUCUGUACUAUUGGCACAGCAGCCUGGGAAAAAUUCUUCAGUGUGAAGACAUCUACAGUGAAGGUCAACGUAUUGGUUGCUCCUUUAAUCUGAAGGACCUCAGGGUGGAGCAAGGGAGCAUCCAAAUAAUGGUCAAGGAUAAUGCAGGAAAGAUCAGACCAUCCUUCCAUGUAGUGCCUUUAAAUUCUAAUGUGAAACCUGACCCUCCACAUAUUAAAAAUCUCUCCUUCACAAACAAUGAAUUGUAUGUGGAAUGGAAGAAUCCUGAGAAUUUUAAGAGCAACUGCUUAUUUUAUGAAAUAGAAGUCAAUAAUAGCCACAUUGAUACACAGGUUUUUCCGAUACAGGAUAGAAAGAAAAGCAACAGGGAGUACCAGAGGAAUGUCUUCUGUUUCUCCAUUCCCAGUGCUCUUCCUGAUACUUUGAACACAGUGAGAGUAAGAGUGAAAACAAGUAGAUUCUGCUUCGAAAGUGACCACCUCUGGAGUGAUUGGAGUCCAGCAAUGAGUAUAGGUAAGAAGCCCACCUCUGCACUGUAUAUCACCGUGUUACUCGUCAUUCCAUUCAUCGUUGCAGGUGCAAUAAUACUGCUUUUGCUUUAUCUGAAAAGGCUCAAGAUCAUUAUAUUUCCUCCAAUUCCUGACCCUGGCAAGAUUUUUAAAGAGAUGUUUGGAGACCAGAAUGAUGAUACCUUGCACUGGAAGAAGUAUGACAUCUAUGAGAAGCAAACCAAAGAAGAAACCGACUCUGUAGUGCUGAUAGAAAACCUGAAGAGAGGCAGCUCUCCUCAAUGA